Acromyrmex echinatior (Panamanian leafcutter ant) is the source of this 2493-nucleotide messenger RNA. Its product is annotated as Dpr-interacting protein kappa. The record is from RefSeq and is a predicted model, not a curated record. NCBI's taxonomy places the organism in Eukaryota, Metazoa, Arthropoda, Insecta, Hymenoptera, Formicidae. Gene Ontology annotation, cellular component: neuron projection.
UUCCGGCGCGAAUCGUCCUUUCCCGUCGUGGCGUCACGCCAAGUUCUAGAUGGAUGUCGCUGAUCCGCAUUAUUGUGUCAGCGAUUUACGUCGUCGCGCAGGUGUUCCUCGCUCGUCCAUCCCUUGCGGAAGGACGACAAGCGAGGAAUCUGUUACCGGGACAAUCGUCGGGUCAUCAUCACGGUACGCAGGAUGCAUCAUUAUCGGACAGUUACAAUAACAAUUCCGAAUUGCCUCGAUUCGCCGAGGAAAUCCAAAACGUGACAGUAAGCGUGGGACGUGAUGCCUUACUGGCUUGCGUAGUGGAUAACCUACGACAUUAUAAGGUGGCAUGGGUGCGCGUCGACACGCAAACUAUACUGUCGAUUCAUCAGAACGUAAUUACCCAGAAUCCCCGAAUCACGUUAUCGUAUAAUGAUCACCGUUCGUGGUAUCUUCAUAUAAAGGAAGUUCAAGAAGUUGAUCGCGGAUGGUACAUGUGCCAGGUGAAUACGGAUCCAAUGAAGAGUCGUCAAGGUUACGUACAAGUUGUAGUACCUCCGUCAAUUAUUACCAAAGAGACCAGCACUGACAUGGUGGUCCGCGAAGCUUCCAAUGUGACAUUGACGUGCAAAGCGACCGGGUAUCCGGAGCCUUACGUCAUGUGGCGACGGGAGGAUGGUCAGAACAUAAAUUAUAAUGGCGAGAGUGUGAAUGUCGUGGAUGGCGAAGUGCUGCAUAUCGUGAAGAUAAGCCGUCUUCACAUGGGAGCUUAUUUAUGCAUAGCUUCAAACGGCGUUCCGCCAUCGGUGAGCAAGCGCGUCUCGCUACGUGUGCAAUUUCCACCCAUGCUUUCUAUACCAAAUCAGUUGGAAGGAGCGUAUAUUGGACAAGACGUUACCCUCGAGUGUCAUACUGAAGCUUACCCGAACUCGAUAAAUUAUUGGACAACCGAACGCGGCGACAUGAUAGUCUCUGGCAAUUCUGUUUCAGGCGACAAGUACGAUGCGGUAGCCACCGACAGUGGUUACAACAGGUACAUGAUACUGAAGAUAAGGAAUGUCGGUCCGAAAGAUUUUGGUUCGUAUAAAUGCAUCGCACAAAAUUCUCUUGGCGGAACGGAUGGUGUCAUCAAGUUAGAUGAAAUCCCAGCCCCGUCGACAACAACUACAACACAGCAGCCAUACGAUGCAACGUCAGCGCACAAGAAUGGUAGAAACAGUAACAAGAAAUCACGACAAAAUCAACGACCUUUCGACUACGAGGUCGAGGAAUGGCGAAAUCCAGACUAUGAUAGGGAUUUCGGCCCAGCAUCGAUGAGGCCACCGGGUGAGCUGCCGGACGUCCAGAGCUCGGGUAUGUUCCAUCGUGUGCCGCUCAUCCUUCUCAUUUCGAGCCUCCUGUCAUUGCUGAUACCGGCCAUCCGAAGGUGAUUCUUACGUCGCAGGAACGGGGCUUCCAGUUCUAGUGUUUAUUGGUCGGCAUCCGGGCCGGCGACAGCUGGUGCGCGCGUGGUUCCGGUAUGCCAUCAGGCAAAUGACGGACGAAUACUAACCGCGUCGCGCUUGAAAUUAUUUUCGUACUAAAAGUAAACUUAUACAGAGAGAAAACAAGCGCAAAGGAAAUAUAUAUAUAUAUAAUAUAUAUAUAUGAAUAUAUAAAUAUAUAAAUAUAUAUAUAAUAUGUCGUGUAAGUAUAUAUGCGGUGAGUACGAAGUUACAUUUAGGCUUUCUCGACUGAUCGUGUGAAAAUAGCGCGACUCGAUUCUCCUAUGUACGGGACAAGCUUCCCAUUCCGCGACCGUCUCGGCGAACUCUCUUGAACAGAAACGUCAAGGAGAAAUGCUGCAGCGCAUACAUUGAGAGAGACCCGUCACCCGCGAUGUCCUUCUAUCAGGUGAUCUCGCGUUGAAUAGCUUCGGGGAUUGGGAAUACACUUAGUCCAUGAUGAGGAAACCGAGACUUCUCCCUGGAAAUUCGGGACAUUUCGAGGACUGAGAAUCCCCGGCCGGCGCAGCGAUCGCGCAGUGUUCGCUUCUUCUUUUUAUCUAUGAAUCGAAGUGGAGUGUUAGAUUAGCGAAACUUGAUAAUUCGGACACAAUGAUGAAUCUGCUCGAAUUUUUUCUACUAUGAUCUCCAUAAUAUCUUCCUAACAUGCAACUCCCGAAAAAAAUAUUUGAAUUUACGAUUGGCCAUCGUAUUAAUAUGUGUAACGUUCUUCAAAAGUAACGUUUUUCAAAUGCCGUUUGACUAUCCGUAACUAUUAUCCUCGAUUUUUCACAUAUCAGCUUUCGAUACUCCGUGUGAAACGAAACGUCAUGUACAUUUGCCAUAAUUCAUUAAACCAUUUAGUAAUCAUUAGGGGAUAAUUAAUUUUCUUCUUUUGAAAAAAUUGAGAGACAUUAAUGCAUUUUAAUUGACGUUUUUAAUAUUAUGUAGGCGUUUUGCCAUAUUACGAGAAAGACAAAGAAACUGUAUUCAGUAAAUAUACAUAUACGUAUGCAUAAAAAGAAUA